Messenger RNA from Drosophila hydei, 1209 nucleotides. It is a transcript of the gene Rab14, whose product is annotated as ras-related protein Rab-14. Gene Ontology annotation, molecular function: GTP binding; GTPase activity. Gene Ontology annotation, cellular component: Golgi apparatus; recycling endosome; phagocytic vesicle. The record is from RefSeq and is a predicted model, not a curated record. The coding region runs from base 324 to 971 and encodes 215 amino acids. The transcript is spliced from 5 exons. Gene Ontology annotation, biological process: defense response to bacterium; phagosome maturation; endocytic recycling. Lineage: Eukaryota; Metazoa; Arthropoda; Insecta; Diptera; Drosophilidae.
ACUCGUUGCUAAAUUUGCAAACAAGAAAACGCAAAAGAUAUUUGCUGCUGGCCACCCAGCAAAGUUUUCGUCGUUGCAAAUUAAACCUAUUUCGUUUAGUGUUAUAUAUAUUACUGCAUAUUAUUGCUAAUUGCUCUGCUUUUAAACUAAGCAUAAACCACGACUGGCAUCGUCUGAGUGUGAUUGGAAGUAUAAACAAAUACAGAAGCGAUACGCAUAUACACAGAAACAAUAGUAACACCCCCGUGCUCGUUGUUGCAGCCCUACAUUCCUGUUCCCUAGUUAAAGCCAAAACACAGAAAAAAUAUAAAAACGGUCCCAAUAUGACUGCAGCACCUUACAACUACAACUAUAUAUUUAAGUACAUCAUCAUUGGGGACAUGGGCGUGGGCAAGUCCUGUCUGCUGCAUCAGUUCACUGAAAAGAAAUUUAUGGCCAACUGCCCACAUACAAUUGGCGUUGAGUUUGGCACACGCAUCAUUGAGGUAGAUGAUAAGAAGAUUAAGCUACAAAUUUGGGAUACGGCCGGUCAGGAACGUUUUCGAGCUGUGACACGUUCGUAUUAUCGCGGUGCAGCUGGUGCUUUAAUGGUCUACGACAUAACCAGGCGCUCCACAUAUAAUCACUUGAGCAGCUGGCUAACCGAUACUCGUAAUCUCACAAACCCUAGCACUGUGAUCUUUCUGAUUGGCAAUAAAUCUGAUUUGGAGAGCACACGCGAAGUAACCUAUGAGGAGGCUAAGGAGUUUGCCGACGAGAAUGGACUCAUGUUUUUGGAAGCCAGCGCCAUGACUGGUCAAAAUGUGGAGGAGGCAUUUUUGGAGACGGCACGCAAGAUCUAUCAGAAUAUACAGGAAGGUCGCCUGGAUUUAAAUGCAUCCGAAUCGGGUGUACAACAUCGACCUUCGCAGCCAUCGCGGCCAUCUCUCAGCAGCGAGGCAACGCAUGCCAAGGAUCAAUGCUCGUGUUAAAUGUAUUAAAUUUAUCUAUAAAAACACAUACACACAAACACACACAUAUAUAGUUAUACAAAUCGAAAUUUAAUUUUUAGCGCAACUCGUAAUCAUAUUGAUUUCUAUUCUAUCUAAAACCACAUGCAAUGAAUAGAAAGAAAACAAAACAAAAAUACAGUGUAUGUAGUUAAAUGAUUGGAUUAAGUCGUAAAAAAGUGUGAACAAACAACCAAAAUAUAUAUUGAUGUCUCCGACA